GUGAACAGCACAAAAGUUUGUACUGAUCCCCUCGACGAUCUGUCGCAGCUCCGGGACUGCAGCGUCUUCAUCAGGAUCAUCAACAAAAUGGUGGGAGCAGGAGUCCUGGGAUAUUCCUCCUCUGGGAGAGCUGGUACUGGAUCUCACCUCCUCUGUGCGAGGCUCUGGCAAAGCCCAGCACCUGCGGGAAUCCCACUUGACGUUGCAGAGCACUGCAAGCACAAAUCGGCCGCGGAGAACCUGGUCUCGGCACAGAAACUCCUGGAGGGAGAGGAGCUGGCGUUGGCCAAGGUGGCCGUGCUGCUGCUGUAUCACACCUCCAUGAGCUGCAAGAGCCCCGGGGACUGGAAUGAGUUUGACUACAACACCCAGGUUGAGCUGGCGUCGGUCCUCAAAUUUGUGCUGGACAACGAGGAGAGCCUGAAUGAGAAUCUGGAGACAUUUCUGCAGAGGAAAGUGCCGCUGUCCUCAUCCAGCUCCUCCAGCAGCAGCUCCGAGGAGCACUCCCCGCUGCUCCCGCACAAGCGAGAGGUGCGUUUCCUGGAGCUGCAGAGGACUGCCUCCUCCUCCGGCGCCAACAACAUGCUGCCCGGCCCUCCCUCCUCGCCCAUGGGGGACGUCAUGCAGACCCCCCAGUUUCAGCUGCGGCGGCUGAAGAAGCAACUGGCUGUCGAGAGAGAGAACCGGGAUGAGCUGGAGGUGGAGCUGGCAGAGAAUCGCAAGCUCCUCACGGAGAAGGAGGCUCAGAUCACCAUGAUGCAGCAGCGGAUUGACCGCCUGGCUCUGCUCAACGAGAAGCAAGCCGCAGACCAGCUGGAGCCCAAGGAGAUGGAGGAGCUGAGGGAGAAGAACGAGAGCCUGAUGGUGCGCUUGCACGAGGCCCUCAAGCAGUGCCAGGACCUGAAGACUGAAAAAGGCCAGAUGGACCGAAAAAUCAACCAGCUCUCCGAGGAGAACGGGGAUCUUUCCUUCAAGGUACGGGGUGCUGAGACCCCCAGCCACUUGGUCCAGCUGCAGGAAGCCCUGAACGAGCUCUCGGAGGAGCACAACGCGGCCCUGGCGCAGUCGCAGGAAAAGCAAGGGCAGCUGGAGAGCGAGCUGCGUGCUGCCCUGCAGGAGAAGGUGAGGGGGUCCCGGGCUGGGGGACGCGUGCCGGCAUGCAGCAGCCUCCUGGGGCUGGCUCGUGCCCUGCCGGCUCUGCGGGGAGCGGGCAGAGCCUCCUGCCCGCCCAUGCCGGCACACGGGGAGAGGCUGGAGGUGGAAGCCGCCGUGGAGCGGCUGCGGAGCACGGAGGCCGAGCUGUCCGGGGAGGUGACCCUGCUGGGCUCCAGGCUGGAGGAGACGCUGCGGGAGCACCGGCGGGACCUGGCGCACCGUGAGGAGGAAGGCGAACGCUUGCGGCAGGAGGUGGAACGGGCCAAGGCGGACUGCGCCGCUGAGCGAGCCCGCAAGGCAGAGCUGGAGGCCCAGCUGCAAAACUCCCUCAACGAGCAGAGGGUGGAGCGGUCGGUGCACCGGGAGGAGCUGGCCCGGUCCCGGGGGCUGGUGGAGGAGAAGGAGGGGGAGCUGGAGGAGCUCCGCCGGAAAAACAUCUCGCGGGGCGAGGAGCUGAGGGAUCUGCAGAAGACGGUCAGCAAGCUGAAAGGAGAGCUGGCCUCGGCGGAGGCGGCCAAGGAGCGGGCGCCCAAGGAGGACAACGAGCUGCAGGGCUCAGAGGCUGCCCGGAGCAGGGAUGCGGCUGCCUGCUCAAAGGAGAUGUCCCUGAAAAGCUCGGAGGAGAAGAGCCGUCACAGGGAGCAGGAAUCCAGCUCGAUCCAAGACCUUUACCAGGAGAAGCUGAAGGAGACCCAGGCGCUGCGUUUGCAAGUGGAGGGGCUGGAGCAGAAGUGCAGGGAGCAGCAGGAGGCCCUGGCCGCCCUCGAGCGAGCGGCGGCCGAGGUGGCGAGAGCAGAGCGAGCGGAGCUGGAGGCCUCGAGGAGGGAAGUGGCCCAGCAGAAGGAGAAGGCGUUGGAGCUGCAGAAGCUGCUGGAGGGCUCGAGGUGCUAGGAGGAGAUGGAGAAGCAGCGGUUGGCCAUCGAGGCCCUGAAGAGAGACAGACACUGCCAGAGCGAGCGGGAGGACGAGCUGCGGCAGGAGGUGAAGGUCUGCCAGGACAAGUGCCUCCAGAAGGAACAGCUCCUCGCCGCCCUGCAGCAGGAGCUCGGCAGUGCCCAGGCGCUCGCCGGGGAGCUGCCGGCGCUGAAGCACCUCUGCCAGCCGCUGGUGGAGCAGCUGGAGGUGUUUCAGAAAGAACGCGCUAAGCAGGUGGAGGAGCUGAAUAAAAAGCUGACCCAGCAUGAGAAGGCCACCCGAACCCAGCAGCAGAGGGUGAAAGUGCUGGAAGGGGAGCUGCAGGCAGAAGCCACCCGCCAGCAGGAGAAGGUGGCAGAGCUGCAGGCGCAGCUCGCCCAGAAGGAGCAGGCGGCCGAGCACUACAAAGGCCAGAUGGAGAAGGCAAAAACUCACUACGACGCAAAGAAGCAGCAGAACCAGGACCUGGCGGAGAAGCUGAAGGCCAUGGAGCAGCUGCAGAAGGAGAACGCGGAGCUCCGGAGCGAGGCGGAGAAGUUGGCCAAGGAGCUGCAGCAGAGCGUCCUGCAGGCCAAGGAGUCAGAGCUGAGCUGCAGGAACCUCACCAGCCAGGUCCACAGCCUGGAGGCUCAGGUGGAGUUUGCCAAUCGGCAGCUACGGGAGCUUGGCAAGUUCCAGGUGGUGACGGACACGCUGAAGGGCCGGGAGACUUUCCGGCAGAACCCCGCUGAUAUCAGCGCCGACAGCCUCGACCUCAAUCUCUGGAUCUCCCCCUCCCAGAAACAGGCCAAGACCGAGGAACCGGGCAGCGCCGAUGUCUCCUUCUGCAGCAUCCCGGCAUCUCAGCCCCCCAGCGCCGCUCCUGGCAAGGGCCGGCUGCGCUCGGCCGCCUCCACCCGCUCCCUCGCCAGCUUCCCCUCCCAGGAGUCCCUUGUCAAGCUGGAAACCUCCUCCCCGCAGGAGCCCCCCAGCAAUUCGGCGCUGCUGGGCCUCCCCGGCUACCGGCCGGUCACUCGCAGCUCCCUGCGGCGCAUGCAGGGUGGCAGCAGCUCCAGCCUGGGUGCGUGCAGGCAGGGCGGCCGGGGGGCUCUGGCCCGGCUUUGGGGGGGGGGGGGGGGGGCAGAGCUGGCAGGGGGCGGCUGA
Egretta garzetta (little egret) is the source of this 3213-nucleotide messenger RNA. Its product is annotated as nuclear mitotic apparatus protein 1-like. The annotation marks the transcript as partial. The transcript has 19 exons. Gene Ontology annotation, cellular component: spindle microtubule; spindle pole; centrosome. Gene Ontology annotation, molecular function: microtubule binding. Gene Ontology annotation, biological process: establishment of mitotic spindle orientation. The record is from RefSeq and is a predicted model, not a curated record. Lineage: Eukaryota; Metazoa; Chordata; Aves; Pelecaniformes; Ardeidae.